GAACCUCGGCCUCUUUUCUUCAUUCACAACGCCCUCUCCCAGAGCAAUUGCCUUCCUCUUGAGGCUUCGAAGAUACCCCCCACCAACCCAAAUUCGUACAAGACGCUUACUCUAAACGUGCCGUCUCACGGCUAGAAACUUGGCGCGAUUUACUUCGUAAACACCAUCACCAAGAUCCCGCACACACAACCAGAAUGCCGUCCACCGAGUCCAUCCUCCAGGGCGUCAACGUCCUGGGUACCGUCACGGACGCCCAGCGGAAGAUCCUGACUCCCGACGCCCUCGCUUUUCUUGCCCUGCUGCACCGCUCCUUCAAUGCCACCCGCAAGUCUCUACUCGAACGCCGCAAGGUCCGCCAGGCCGAGCUGGACCGCGGCAUCCUUCCCGACUUCCUCCCCGAGACCAAGCACAUCAGGGAGAACUCGACGUGGAAGGGUGCCCCGCCCGCCCCGGGCCUGGUCGACCGCAGGGUCGAGAUCACCGGCCCGACCGACCGGAAGAUGGUCGUCAAUGCCCUGAACUCGGACGUCUGGACUUAUAUGGCUGACUUUGAGGACUCGAGCGCCCCGACGUGGGAGAACAUGGUUAGCGGCCAGGUCAACCUCUAUGAUGCCAACCGUCGCCAGGUCGACUUCAAGCAAGGGCCCAAGGAGUACAAGCUACGUACCGACCGGACGCUGCCUACCCUGAUCGUCCGCCCCCGCGGCUGGCACCUGGAGGAGAAGCACGUCACCGUCGACGGCGAGCCCAUUUCUGGCUCCCUCUUCGACUUUGGCCUGUACUUCUACCACAACGCCCACCAGACGCUCAAGAUCGGCAUUGGCCCAUACUUCUACCUCCCCAAGAUGGAGUCCCAUCUCGAGGCUCGCUUGUGGAACGACGUCUUCAACCUCGCCCAGGACUACGUCGGCCUGCCACGCGGCACCAUCCGUGGCACCGUCCUGAUCGAGACCAUCCUGGCCGCCUUUGAGAUGGACGAGAUCAUCUACGAGCUGAGAGACCACAGCUCCGGUCUCAACUGCGGUCGCUGGGACUACAUCUUCAGCACCAUUAAGAAGUUCAGGAACAACUCCAACUUCGUCCUGCCGGACCGCAGCGCCGUGACUAUGACGGUACCCUUUAUGGACGCCUACGUCAAGCUCCUCAUCCAGACCUGCCACAAGAGAGGCGUUCACGCCAUGGGCGGUAUGGCUGCCCAGAUUCCCAUCAAGGACGAUAAGGCCGCCAACGACAAGGCCAUGGAGGGCGUUCGCGCCGACAAGCUACGCGAAGUGCGCGCCGGCCACGAUGGAACCUGGGUCGCCCACCCCGCCCUGGCGGCCAUCGCCUCCGAAGUCUUCAACAAGAACAUGCCGACGCCCAACCAGCUGUUCGUCCGCCGCGAGGACGUCAGGAUCGGCCAAAACGACCUGCUCAACAUGAACGUCCCCGGCAAGAUCACCGAGGAGGGCAUCAAGAAGAACCUCAACAUCGGUCUCGGCUACAUGGAGGCCUGGAUCCGCGGCGUCGGUUGCGUCCCCAUUAACUACCUCAUGGAGGAUGCCGCCACCGCCGAGGUCUCUCGCUCUCAGCUCUGGCAAUGGGUGAAGCACGGCGUGUCCACGGCCGAGGGCAAGAAGGUCGACAAGGCCUACGCCCUCAAGCUCCUCAAGGAGUCAGCCGACGAGCUGUCCAGCAAGGCGCCCAAGGGCAAUAAAUUCCACCUUGCCGCGCAGUACUUUGCCGGCCAGGUCACCGGGGAGGACUACGCCGAUUUCCUGACCACUCUGCUGUACAACGAGAUCACCACCGUCGGCAACGCACGCCCCGCUGCCAAGUUGUAAGCUGUUGGACGAGGAGAAGGAGGAGAAGCAGGAGCUAGUCAACAAGUUUUAGCUUAGGGGAAUAACGAGACUCCACGCUUGCAAUAUGCGAUGCGUGUUGGAACGUCUGGUCCACAAAUCACAACCCAUCCACUGGGGUUGGUUCAGGAAAGGGGGAUCAAGUUCGGGAAUGAGUCGAGAAUGUAUGUUUCACCGAUGGAUGGGUCUCGGGGGAAGAGUGGGA
Messenger RNA from Colletotrichum navitas, 2046 nucleotides. RefSeq names its product malate synthase. Gene Ontology annotation, cellular component: peroxisomal matrix; cytoplasm. Gene Ontology annotation, biological process: glyoxylate cycle. The record is from RefSeq and is a predicted model, not a curated record. NCBI's taxonomy places the organism in Eukaryota, Fungi, Ascomycota, Sordariomycetes, Glomerellales, Glomerellaceae. The transcript is spliced from 7 exons. The coding region runs from base 195 to 1823 and encodes 542 amino acids. Gene Ontology annotation, molecular function: malate synthase activity.